Sporisorium graminicola is the source of this 3219-nucleotide messenger RNA. RefSeq lists its product as uncharacterized. The record is from RefSeq and is a predicted model, not a curated record. The transcript has a single exon. Gene Ontology annotation, cellular component: cytoplasm; division septum; plasma membrane. Bases 1 to 3219 code for a protein of 1072 amino acids. Lineage: Eukaryota; Fungi; Basidiomycota; Ustilaginomycetes; Ustilaginales; Ustilaginaceae. Gene Ontology annotation, biological process: cytoskeleton organization; small GTPase-mediated signal transduction. Gene Ontology annotation, molecular function: GTPase activator activity.
AUGAGCUUACCCUCAACUCUGACGGUGGUGUAUCCGCCCUCAUUUCAGAAUUCGUUCUGGUCGCAUCCGUCUUAUCGUCCAGGCGCACAUUCCCUCUACGCCAAGCUGCAAGCCGGUCUCGACGAGAACGAAUCGAUUCUCGCCUUCGUAGCGCACCGUGCUGAGCUGGAAUACAAUCACGCAGAAGCCCUCGCCACUCCUCCUCCUCCGCCCUCGUUUGGCGCUCCCCUCUUCAAGCAAGCGGCUGGUAUCCUUCACGAAGUGCUCCCCAUCGAUGCUGCUACUGGUCUCGGUGUGUCCUCCAACUCCACGCGCGGUUUUACCGCCAACACCUCGGCCACCUCGCGUGCCUUUCGGAUGAUUCAGGCAGAGACCAAUACCACGCACGCCAAUGCCCACGGCAAAGUCGCACGCCACCUCGAAAAGUCGAUCCUGGAACCUUUCGGCAAGUGGGCCGAUGAUCACAAGCAACGCAUCACCAGUAGCUGGGAGCACGUCGAUGCCACCCUCACGCGUUUUGAACGUCAAAAGGCCGAAGUGGACAAGCUCAAAUCCAGUUACGAGAGCAAAUGCCGCAAUGCUGACGAAGCAGAAGACGAUGCGCGAUUUGCUCCCGUCGAAGAGUUGGAUGUGGCUUCUCCACCUUCGCGAGCUAACGAUGCUACGCUUCGUCCACCUGGAGGAGCAGCGACAGCAGCCUCUCUACUGCAGCGCAGAAGCGUCUCGGCGGACAGCACCAAGUCUAUCUCGCUCGAGGAUGAGACCGACCCCGAAACGCUGAAACGUCGAGAGACGGUGCGAAAGCAGUUUGGCUUCACUCAGCGCUCCACCUCGGCUACCAUUUCCACGCCCACCAAGCCCGACGAAGUUGGCGGAGUCAAGCUUCCACCACUCCCAACCGAGACCGAAGGAGAAGCUAUGGAGACGAGUGCAGAGACAGGCGUGCCUCCUUCUACAAGCCUCAAGCGAACCGGUACCAUUUCGGCUUUUGUCAGCUCCGCAGUCGAAAAGAUGCCUGCACCGAUCAAGGCUGCUGUCGGCGGCGUCGUCUCCGCUGAAUCGCGCCAUAUCCGGCUCAGACGCGAUGCUGACAACGCCGAAAAGGUGUACGAAGAGGCGGUGCGCAACCUCGAUCGAACGCGCUGCCAGGUCGAAGAGGUCCUCUUUGAGCAUUACGGACUCACCCAGCGAUGGGAGGCUGACCGCAUCCGAGCUGUCCAGUCGGUGCUUGCUUCGUACAAUCAGGCCGUCUCGGCGCAGGUGCCUAUCCUGCAGCAAUCAUCGACUCGCUCGUUCAAAAUCCAUCAAGGUCUCGACCCUUCCCUCGAGCUGCGUGCCUUGAUUCGCCAAGCAAGGACCGGUCCCUUCCACCCCGCCAUCGAACGCUUCCAACCUUAUUAUCACGACGAGAUCUCGCUCGGUCGCAAAGCUGGUCCGCAGGGUGUCGCACAAGGAUGGCUCAUCAAAAAUGGCGGCUUUGGCUUGAACCUGUCGCUUGUAGAACGGCUCGAGUACCUCGAGCGGCUCGAACGCCAGCAGUCGGGCGUCGUGGCAGAGUCGGUCUCGAGCAGCCCGCAGCAGCUCGCUACGCUUCCACCUGUACUGACUGCGCUUCUGUCGGCUUUGGGCCGCGCCUAUGCCGAUACUGAUCGCUGGGCUGUGCUGGCCAAAGCGCUCACUGCGCAUGCCAAUGCUGCUGACGACGACGAUGCUGCCGAGGGGAAGGAAUCAGUGGAGCCCGAUGCAAAGCUCAUUGGGCAGGAAAAGCGCAAAGUGUGGAUUCUCGAGGUUCCUCUGCCCAUCACGCAUCGCUUGCGAGAUGCGCUCAUUGCACACCUCCAUCCGUCUUUGGCGGAUCUCAUCUACGGCAAUGGCGGCAAAGGUGGCGAUGCUGGUGGUGGUGUUGCAGAUAAUAUUGUCAAUCCUAUCCCAGACAAGCUUCUUGACUCGUACGACCCACCUGUUCUUGCCGCCUGCGUCAAGCUGUGGUUGCUCGAGCUCGAGCACAGCCUCAUCACCGAGGAUCUGUGGGAUCAGAUUGACGCCAUUUACCGUGCUGCUGCAGCACAGGAGCACGAUGCCCUUGCCGCUGUCACACCCACCAUCGCUGCUAGCACUGGAGAUAAAGACGGCGGGAAAGCUGAACAGCCGGCUAAACGACCCGAGAUCGACGAUGCGACCAAGGACAAGAUCCAGGCGGGCGUACUCGAAGAUUUGCGCGUGGUGCUCAACAAGCUCCCCAAGAUCCACCUUGCCUGUCUCGACGCCCUCUUUUCCCACCUUCGCAAGCUUGUGACUACGACCGAAGCGGCCGAGUCGGAUGCUAUCUACACCAACAAGCUCGGCCUUGCGCUGGGACGUGCACUGCUGCGGCCCAAGCAUGAGUCCGCGUACACGGUGACCUCGCAGAUCGGCACUCUGGUCGUGGUCGACUUGAUUCUGCACUACGACCAGAUCUUCCCAGAGCUUGUCGAGAAGAAGCUGAAGGAAGCUGCUGCGGCUGCUGCGGCUCAGGCAUCGGGAAGUCCGAGCGGUAAGAGUGGGUUCACGAAUGGACAGCGCCGCACGCCUAUCCGUAAGCGCACUAAGCCGGUCGAUCAGAGAAUUUCGCGUUCGUCGAUUGGGAGUGAUCUGCAGCAGGGAGCGAAGAAGUUGAUUGAGCAGAUGGAUGAACGGGAGCGAGGAACGUCGUCGAGGGUGUCCGACCAGUCGCAGCAGCAGCUUCCGCCGCCGCCGCCCGUUCCCAAGGUGACCGCCGACCAGGCCAGCAGCAAAGUGGAGCCGUCACCAUCGCUCCCCCCCGCGAUCGUCACAUCGACCGACGCAACAACUACAGCAGCUAAGCAAUCCGACGACCUCUCGGCACCCACACCGCUCACCGAGCGCGUUUUGACAUCCUCGCAGCAACGGGAAGCAGAAACCGUCUCUGUCGCAUCUGAGAAGGCCGAGCAACAACAGGCGGAGAAUGACGAAAAACCGCUGUCCAACGUCGCCCGGCUAUCCAGGCAGUUUAACAGCGCUAAUUUGGGGUCUAACCCGAGCGGGGGUGGGGGAAAGAGGACGAGUAUGGGCGGCGUCAGGGGUCCCAGACCGGCGGGUGCGAGAGCCGCGAGGUUGUCCAGUCAAGGCUUGUCUUCUGCGUCUGCGACUGCGUCCGAGUCGAAUGCGGGGGGCGCAGAGGCGGGUGGAUUGGACAGUGCAAGUGAGGAACAGUCGUGA